AUGGAAGAACAGCAGCCGGAACCUAAAAGUCAGCGCGACUCGGGCCUCGGCGCGGCGGCGGUGGCGGCGGCCCCGGGCAGCCUGAGCCUGAGCCUGAGCCCCGGCGCCAGCGGCAGCAGCGGCAGCGAUGGAGACAGCGUGCCCGUGUCCCCGCAGCCCGCGCCCCCCUCGCCGCCCGCGGCGCCCUGCCUGCCGCCCCUGGCCCACCACCCUCACCUCCCCCCGCACCCCCCGCCCCCGCCGCCGCCGCCGCAGCAUCUCGCGGCGCCUGCUCACCAGCCGCAGCCCGCGGCCCAGCUGCACCGCACCACCAACUUUUUCAUCGACAACAUCCUGAGGCCGGACUUCGGCUGCAAAAAGGAGCAGCCGCCGCCGCAGCUCCUGGUGGCGGCGGCGGCCGGAGGAGGCGCAGGAGGAGGCCGGGUCGAGCGUGACAGAGGCCAGACCGGCACAGGUAGAGACCCUGUCCACCCGCUGGGCACGCGGGCGCCGGGCGCCGCCUCGCUCCUAUGCGCCCCGGACGUGAACUGUGGCCCACCCGACGGCUCUUCGCCAGCCGCCGGCGGCGGUGCGGGUGCGUCUAAAGCCGGGAACCCGGCGGCGGCGGCGGCCGCGGCGGCCGUGGCGGCGGCGGCCGCGGCGGCCGCGGCGGCCAAGCCUUCGGACAGCGGCGGCGGCAGUGGAGGCGGCGUGGGGAGCCCUAGUGCGCAGGGUGCCAAGUACCCGGAGCAUGGCAACCCCGCCAUCCUGCUUAUGGGCUCAGCCAACGGCGGGCCCGUGGUCAAAACUGACUCGCAGCAGCCCCUCGUAUGGCCCGCCUGGGUGUACUGCACGCGCUACUCGGAUCGCCCGUCCUCUGGUCCGCGCACCAGGAAGCUGAAGAAGAAGAAGAACGAGAAGGAGGACAAGCGGCCGCGGACGGCGUUCACCGCCGAGCAGCUGCAGAGACUCAAGGCGGAGUUCCAGGCGAACCGCUACAUCACGGAGCAGCGGCGGCAGACCCUGGCCCAGGAGCUCAGCCUCAACGAGUCCCAGAUCAAGAUCUGGUUCCAGAACAAGCGCGCCAAGAUCAAGAAAGCCACGGGCAUCAAGAACGGCCUGGCGCUGCACCUCAUGGCGCAGGGACUGUACAACCACUCCACCACCACGGUCCAGGACAAAGACGAGAGCGAGUAG
Messenger RNA from Callorhinus ursinus (northern fur seal), 1176 nucleotides. It is a transcript of the gene EN1, whose product is annotated as engrailed homeobox 1. Gene Ontology annotation, biological process: multicellular organism development; regulation of transcription by RNA polymerase II; neuron differentiation. Lineage: Eukaryota; Metazoa; Chordata; Mammalia; Carnivora; Otariidae. The record is from RefSeq and is a predicted model, not a curated record. Gene Ontology annotation, molecular function: RNA polymerase II cis-regulatory region sequence-specific DNA binding; DNA-binding transcription factor activity, RNA polymerase II-specific. Gene Ontology annotation, cellular component: nucleus.